CAUUCGGAACACUCCUUUCGUUGUCAUAUUCGUGUGAACAUAAUUUUAUAACAUGUGUUUUACAACUACUUUUAGUUUUAUGUUUAAAAUAUAACAAAAUGGCAGUAAAUCGCUCUAUUCAUUGUGUGUUUCGGUAUGCAUCAAGCCCUUACAUUUUAGGGAGUGCACCGUUUACAAAAGCGACAUUCAAAAGAUACUACAGUGUUCAAAAAUGUUCAAACAAAGCCAGAUUUGACAUCUUAAGAAAUCAUCAGAUAACAAGUUCAGCUUCCACGCUGUUGCUAUCAAGAACAAAAAGCACAUCGACAGGAGUGGAUGAAAUUCUAAGCAAAGCUGCAUCAGAAAUAUCCAAAGAUGGCAGUAUCAUCAAAGAUGUGCAUUUGAAGGACAUGAUGCCAGAGCUGACUGAUGUCACUGCUCAUCUCAAUGCCCUCGGAGAGGAGUCACUGAAAAGUCUCGGUCUAGCAAAGAUGACCCCUAUUGGCAUUAUACAGCAGAUAUUGGAGAUGAUACAUGUGAAUCUUGAUGUUCCAUGGAUCGGAGCCAUUGCCAUAUAUACAGUUAUUAUUAGACUUUUAUUAACUCCUAUGUAUGUGAAGUCCCGGCAAGCUUCAGUUAAAACUUCAAAUCACCAUGAGGUAACGAGUGCAUUAUAUGAGAAAAUCAGAAGAGCUACACUAAAGGGAGACGACUUAACAGCUAGAGAAUACAAGGCAGAAUUGAAGGAGUACCAAGCAAGGCAUGGAAUACAGACAUAUAAACAAUUCCUCCCAUUAUUGGUUCAGUCCGCUGUGUUUAUCCCAACGUUCAUGGGUCUGCGAGGAAUGGCGGAACUCCCGGUGGAGAGCAUGAAGACGGGCGGCAUCCUGUGGUUCCAGGACCUGACCCAGGCCGACCCGUAUUACGGCCUGGCCGCACUGACCAGUCUUACCUUGGCGACCAUUGUGAGGGUUGGAGCUGAGAAUCCCAAUACUACAGCAAUAGCCAGGAAGACGGGAAUGGUCCUAUCUGGAAUUUCGUUUUUAUUUGUUAUGAACUUCCCUGCGGCUCUUGGAUGCUACUGGGUGACCACUAACUUCAUUUCCCUGUUUCAAGCCUUUUUGUUUACAUUGAAACCUGUCAAGAAAUUUUUCAAUAUUCCGGAAAUUGUCCAAGUUGCUCCACAAAACAACAAAGGGAACAAAAGUUUAAGAGAAAUCUACCAAGAUUUGAAAGAAGAUUCUGCUCGUAAAUCUAAAAUGUCAAAUGAGGAGGCCCUAAGAGACUUUGAGCGUAUUCAUGCCAUUGAGAUGGAAAAGGCAGGAAAAGGACCGAUACCCGUCACAUACAAAAACAAUCCGAAACUGAAGAAGAAAAAACAGCUAGACCGACAAAGUGUUAAACUGUGAAAUCAUCUUUAAUACAUGUACAUUUGGUAAUCUGUGAAUCCAGAAACCCACUGACAGUUGUUUUACAUGUGAUUUCACAUGAAGAUUUACAUUGUAUCUGAUUCAAUGUAUUUUAUGGCUUUUGUGAAUGAGGUUUGAGUGCUAGUAAAGAUGUCAAGAGUA
Messenger RNA from Magallana angulata, 1550 nucleotides. Its product is annotated as mitochondrial inner membrane protein OXA1L-like. The transcript is spliced from 9 exons. Gene Ontology annotation, molecular function: membrane insertase activity. Gene Ontology annotation, biological process: protein insertion into mitochondrial inner membrane from matrix; mitochondrial respiratory chain complex IV assembly. Lineage: Eukaryota; Metazoa; Mollusca; Bivalvia; Ostreida; Ostreidae. Bases 99 to 1388 code for a protein of 429 amino acids. The record is from RefSeq and is a predicted model, not a curated record. Gene Ontology annotation, cellular component: mitochondrial inner membrane.